GUUAAAAUUUGAAAAGAUAUUUAUAAGCAAUUCAAUAUAAAAAACUUUUACUAUCCAUUUUCUGAGACAUUUAUUAUUAUAUUUAAUAACAUAUUUUUGUCUCUCUAAGGACGUACUAUAUUCAGUUAACAGUUUUGAUGUAGUAUUUUAUUGAAAAAUCUAGAUAUAUCCGUAUAUGAUUCAAUCAAAUAACUGAAAAUGGAAUUUCCUUUUAAAGUAGUAACACCUGAUAUAAGUUCGGAUAAUCAUGGACCAAGGGUUUACUGUCGUGUGUCAUGGAAUCAGAAGUGUCACGUGACGAGAACAAUUUGUCUCCGUAUCUGUCGGCGAGAUCACGGUUACCCCUUUGCCUACCCGAAGACGCCAAUAUGGAGAUGGCACUGGCACCUGAAUCCCCAAAAAUUGAACAACAGUCGCAAAAGACACUCGUUGUUGAGGUGGUGUCUCUAAGACCGAUUGAAAAAUUCCGCAGGGCCGUUGCUAAAAUGCCUAGGUUCUCUAAGAAAGAAACAGCUUCACAAGGGAAAUCCAGAAAUGUUCCAAAACUGGGUACUGAAGGUAUAGUUCGAAUGGAUGGAGGACGAACAAGUUUAAGAUUACCAACAAAUCGUUCACAAAAAUCCGAACCACCAAUGGAUUUAGCUCGGGAGAACCAGGCUUUACACGAGCGCCUGCGGGAAGAAGCUGCUCGAUAUGAUAGACGUUUAGACACUUAUAAAUUGGCACAACAGAGACAAGCUGUUCUUGUUAGCAGACUCCAAGCAAAGGUUAUGCAAUAUAGAGAACGAUGUGCCGAGUUGGAAAGGGAAAUGCGAAAUAGUAUUCCAGCAAUUGAUAAUGUUAGGAGUUAUCGUGAUUCAAUUAGAGAUUAUCAAUCAAUGGACUUGGACUCUGCUUUGCAUGCUUUGGAACAAGAACGGACCAAGUCGGAAAAAAUCCUUGAAUUAAAUUCUACUCUUAAAGAUCAGUUGGAUGAGGCCCAAACAAGUAAUGAAAUAUUAUCAACAGAUUUACAAAAACUAACAAGUGACUGGGAAAAAAUGAGAGAUGAAAUGAAUGCUAAAGAAGAUGAAUGGAAAGAAGAAGAACAAAUGUUUAAUGAGUACUGUUCAUUAGAACAUGGUAGAAUGAUGAGUCUUUGGCAAGAUGUAGCUCAAGUGAAACGAAUGUUCACUGAUAUGAAAUCAUCAACUCAGCAAGAUCUUAAUAAAAUUCGUAGUGAACUUUCAUUAGCAUCAAAUGACAUGGUUACUACUUGUAGUGGUUUAGUGAAUGCUGUUAAACGGUCUACAUAUGCUGAAGAAAAACAAUAUGAGCAACUUUUGAAAGAAAAUACAACACUUCAAAAUAAAGUAGAACAACUGCAAAAUGAUUAUGAGACCAUAUGUUCACAGUUACGCCAAAAAGAAAUGCAAUUAGAAGAUCUUAAGGCCAAUCUUUCUGAAAUUGAAGAUAAAUAUGUGGAUGCCAAUAAAAAUGAAAAAGAAGCAGACAAUUUACGUAUUGAUAUUGAUGUAUUAAUGUCUGGAAUGCAGGAUAUAGUUAAAGUAUUACAACAAGACAAAGAUAUUAUUGGUGAAAUAAUCAGACCUCCAGCUCCACCCCAUGUUCAUCUUAGCACCUCAAUUAUUAAAUCUGACUCAAAGUUGAAACCAGUUUCUGCAACUAGUAACUUUGUUGAUAGUACUUUGUCAGCUGUCCAGUCAAUUGUUUAUAGAUAUCAGUCUAAUAUUCAUGAACUUCAAAUUCAAUUAUCAUCUUGUGUUGAUAAAAUGUCAGAAACAAAAAAACAUUGUGAACAGUUGGAAAUAUUGGAAAAAGAAUUACAAAUAAAAAUUGAAGAAUUAAGUAAAGAACUAGAUGAGUGUCGUACUGUUAAUAAUCAAUUAGGACAUGAACGUGAUUCGCUAGCAGAAACACUUGAAAGACUACGGAAUGAAACUCAAGCAUUGCAGCAAAACAGAAUGCACGUUAGUGCUGUGGUAGAGAAUAUGAAUUCUGAUUAUGAUAAAAUACAAAAAUCUAAUAGUAAAUUACAAAAAUUAAAUGAUACAUUGGAAGAUGAAAAAAUGUUCCAACAAGGAGAGAUAGAUCGGUUAUUAAAGGAAAUUGAUAUAAGAAUAUUAUCAGAAAAUGAAGUACAAGAUAGGUGUAGCUGUUUAAAAGAAGAAUUGAUAAGUAUCAAAGAAGAAUUAAAUCAAGUUUAUUUGGAUAAAGAACUUUUAGAACAACGUUGUCUUGAGCUUGAAAUUUUGCAAGCAAAAAUGGAAAAAAAUAAGGGAGAUCUUGAAUGUGAGUUAGAAAAAAUUACAUCAGACCGAACUGAUUGCCAAGAUUCAUUAGCUAAAGCCGAGUCACUUAUUUUGGAUGCAAAUACAGAAAAAAUCAAACUACAAAAAGAACAAGAGAAAUUAAAUGAAGAAAAAAAGGAUCUACUAAUUAAAGUAGAUGAUUUAUCUAGUGAUUUAGUAGCUCUUAGAAAAGAAUUACUUCAAAUGGAGCAAGAUAAGCAAGAGUUAGAAGUUGAACGGUCAAGUAUUACUGAAAAAUGGAAAUCAACAUCAUUGGAAAAAGAGAAGUUGGAAAAUGAAUUAGAAGAAUUAUUGAAAGAUCGAUCUCAUUUGGAAGAUCAGUUGAUAAAUGAGAAACACAAAAAACAGUCUCUUAAUGAAGAAUUAAUUCGGUUAAAUCAAAAGAUUGAUCAUACUAUGGAAUCAAAUUCUAGAUUAAAUAUUCAACUUCAAAAUAUUAUAAAAGAAAGUGAAGAAAAACAGAUUGCUUUAGACGGGUGUGGUAAACAAUUAGAUAAUUUGGAACGACAAUUAUCUUCUCUGUGUGGAGAAAAAGAAAACCUUGAAGCAAUGUUGUAUGAUGUACAAAAUAAUUUGGGAAUAUCAGAAAAUCGGUGUAAGCAGAUGGAACGGGAAAAGCAAGAAUUAUUAAUAAAACAAGAAUCAAUGAAAGGUGAAAUAUAUCGCUUGUGUAAAGAUAUAGAAAAUUGUGAACAAGCUGCAAAUCAUACUAAGACUGAACUAAUAAAUCAAUCUAGAGCUUUGGAAAUAGAAUUCCAACAAACCAUUGAAACGUUGAAGAAACAAGCUGAAGAAAACAUAAAAAAAUUAUCAAACGAAAAAGAAACAUUAAAAGUUAACUAUGAAAGAAAAAUUCAAGAAGAUCUAAACCGAUUAGGAAAAAGCAAAGAUAAUGAUAUAGAAAAAUUAAAACAAAAAUUAGAUGUGUUACAGAAAAAUAUUGACACUAUAACGCAACAACAUGAUGAAGCGCUAUUGAGGGCUGAAAAUGAUAAACAACAAACUUUAUUAUUAGUUCAUCGAGAUCAAAAAGCAGUAGUUACUAAAUUAGAAAGUGUUAAAAAAGAAUUACAAGGAGAAAAGGAGAACUAUGAACGUUCCCUUAGAGAGACACGUGGAAAAUUAGAGAAUGAAAAGACUUUGGUAAGCUCAUUGCGUGAACAGUUAGCCAAAGUCAAAAAUGAAUUAAAUGAAUUACGUAUGCAAUCUGAAAGUGAAAGAAAUCAAUUAGUAAGUCAAAUAGAUGAAAUUCAAAUGGAUCGAGAUAAACAUAUACAAGAAUGUAUGGAAAUAAAAUCCCAACUUUGCAUGGCAGAAGAUAAACUAGAUAAUUUCCAAGCUCAUUUGAAUGAUAUCAGUAGAAAAUUAAAAGAAUCUGAUUCGAUAGCUGAUCAUACACGGAAAGAUUUGAUGGAGACCAGACGAAAUUUAAAUGAAACUACUAUUGAAAAAGAAAAAUACCAAAGUUCCAAUAGAGAAUUACGAGAACUUAUUAAAAGAUCUGAAACUGAUAAGCGUGAACAAGGAAGACAUUUAGAAGACGCCCUACAAAAGAUUGCUGUACUUGAAGAAAAAUGUAAUCAAAUUGAAGGAGAGCGUUCACGUUUAAACACUGAAUGUAAAGAAGCUAGCAAGAGACUUGAAGAAACUGAAAAAACAUGUAAAGCACUACAAGAAGAUCUUCAACGAGCAGCUGUAACAGGAGAAUCUCGUAGAAAUGAACAUAAACAAUUACAAACAAAAUUGGAUGCUGAAUCUGAAGAAAAGGAACGGGCUUGUGAACUUGCUCAACAACUUAAAAGAAAAGUUAAUGAACUAGAAGGAAUUUUGGAGGGUUAUGAACAAGAAAUCAUGCGUUUACGUCAUCGUGUGGAUGAAGAUGAUUUGCGUUGGAAGACUCGUGAACAAGAACUACUUGAUCGUCUUGAAGAUGGAAUUGGUCAUGAAAGAAAACUUGAAGAUCAAAAACAUAAUUUAGAAGUCUGCUUAUCUGAUCAAACUGUUCAGAUUCAAGAACUGAAAUGUAAAUUAAGUGCAUCAGAGGGCCGUCUUCGCGCAGCAGAUGUUCAGCUUGCAGAUUUAGAGAGAACUAAACGUGAUGUAGAAAAUCGACUUAAUACAAUAUGGUCGACUUUAAAACGUGUUACUGGCAUGCAAGCAGAUGGAUCUGUCAGAAUAAGGAAAUGGAGUCCCAGCAGAAUUUUGGACCAAGGUUCUGAAUCAGUUCGUAUGGAUGGUAAGGUAGUGGAUCCAGAAGUAGUUAAAAAGGGUGUAAGAAAUUUAAUGCAACAAGUAGCACUAGUAGAAAGAGAAAAAGAUGAUUACAAAUCUCAACUAGCAAAUAUGAGUCGGCAACUUGAAGAAAUUGGAGAUAUCCAUAAAAAAACAGAUAGUAAAUUGAGUUCAACUAUUCAGAUUUUAAGGAAACUUCAAGAUGAAAAAGUUGAUCUAGAAUCAAAACUUGGACAGAAACAAACUAUACUCUUAUCUCAAGCAGCAGAAAUUAAAGAAAAAUCUGAUGAGAUUAAGAAAAAUAAAGAAAUAUUAACUAGCCAAGAGACUCUCAUGCAUGCUGACAAAAAUGAAAAAAUGCAAUUGAAAGAACGUUUAGAAAAGUUGAAAAUUCAUUUAAGUCAAUUAGAAGCUGAGAAAAGACAUCUCCAAGAUGAGUUGACCCAAACUGAAUCAAAAGCUACAAAACUAGAAAUUCUAAGAAUUGGCCUUGAUGGAGAUUUACAGCGGUUACAAAUUAUGUUACAAGAAAAGGAUGGUCAUAUUCAAAAACUUGAAGAUAAAUGUGAAAGUCAUUCUAAAGCUUCUGCUGCACUCGAGGAAAGAUGUGUUUUAUUAAAUGCUGCAAUUGAGCGCUUGAAUGCUUCAUUAGCACAAGCUAAUGCUAAUGAAUGUGAUUUAAAGGCUCAAAUUCAAGCACUUCAAAGAUCAUUACAUGAUGCUUCUUUGUCUUCUGCUUCUCAUAAUGACAAAUAUAAACAAUUGCAAAGAGCAUUACAAAAUUGUGAAAAUGAAAAAAAAAUUGCUAUGGAACGUUUGGACGUAGCACAGCAUAAUUUGGCUGACUGUCGCCGUGACCAACAGUCAGUGAAUGAGUCAAUUAUUAGACUUCAGAUGGAUUUAGAAAAUAAAGAAGUACAAAAAUCUAAUUUAGAAGCUCAACUUAGAGCUUUGGGAAAUAAAUCACUGCCAAGACAAUCAAAUAAGGAUCUCUAUGAUGAAAGUUCUGAUCUUAGAUUUAAGUUGCAGUCACUUAAUGAUAAGGUACGUUUGCUAGAAUCAGAAAAACGUUGUUUGGAGAAAAAAGCUUUAUCGAGAAGUAAAAGUUUUGAAAGAGUAGAUUAUGAAGGAAAAUUUAGUCAAGGUGGACGAUUUUUAGAAGAAAAUAGAGAUUUAAAAAAUAAAUGUGACGAUUUAGAAAGAAGAUUAUAUGAAAAAGAAGUUGAGUUGAAAAAUCUCAAACUAUCUUCUUCUGAUUACAGCUCAAAUAUACCUGUAAAACAUACAGAUUUAGAACGCUAUCGAGCAGGGCAGUUACAAGCUGAACGCAUGUUAGAAGCACGUGAGCAAUCACAUAGACAACAAAUACACAGAUUAGAAAAUCAAGUCGCAAUGUUGAGGGAUCAACUAUCAGAAGAAACUAAGAGACGACAAGCAUACAUAAAUAAAACGUCUAAAACUAGCCGUGAGGCUUUAGCAUUGAGGCAAGCCUUGGACAAAUCAUUGUCAAAAAUUGCCCAAGAUCCAUCACCAGAUGCUACUUUAUUGAAACACGAAGCACGCACUUUGCAUCAUGCCAUUCCAUUGUCUAAGUAGAAUUGUUAGUAUGAUAUACAUUUUUAUGUAGUUCCUAAAUUAUAUAAAAUAGAGCACUCUAAAUGAUAAUUUUAGAUUUAUGCAUUAAUCUUUAUGAGAACUAAGGAUUUGUUUGUUUUUUAACUAUUUAAUUAUUAAUAGAUUGUAAUGAUUGUAUAAUGUUACAAAUGACACAUUAUUUCUAUUUUUCAUUGUAUAACAUAAAUCAAACUUCUAAUACCUAUUGAAACUCUCAAUACAUAAGUU
Molecule: messenger RNA, 6386 nt
Organism: Sipha flava (yellow sugarcane aphid)
Lineage: Eukaryota; Metazoa; Arthropoda; Insecta; Hemiptera; Aphididae
Gene: Root
Product: rootletin
Exons: 24
Coding region: 276-6140 (1954 amino acids)
Source: RefSeq, a predicted model, not a curated record